Mus musculus (house mouse) is the source of this 12349-nucleotide messenger RNA. It is a transcript of the gene Nwd2, whose product is annotated as NACHT and WD repeat domain containing 2. The transcript has 5 exons. Bases 5478 to 10385 code for a protein of 1635 amino acids. The record is from RefSeq and is a predicted model, not a curated record. Lineage: Eukaryota; Metazoa; Chordata; Mammalia; Rodentia; Muridae.
AAAAGAACUUCUAGUGCAAUCACCAUGCCUGACCUCAAGCUAUACUACAGAGCAAUUGUGAUAAACACUGCACGGCACUGGUACAGCAACACACAGGUAGAUCAAUGGAAUAGAAUUGAAGGCCCAGAAAUGAAUCCAUAUACCUAUGGUCACUUGAUCUAUGACAAGGGAGCUAAAACAAUCCAGUGGAAAAACGACAGCAUUUUCAACAAAUGGUGUUGGCACAACUGGCGGUUAUCAUGUAGAAGAAUGCGAAUUGAUCCAUUCUUACCUCCUUGUACAAAGCACAAGUUUAAGUGGAUCAAAGAACUCCACAUAAAAUCAGAGACAGUGAAAUUUAUAGAGGAGAAAGUGAGGGAAAGCCUCGAAGAUAUGGGCACACGGGAAAAAUUCCUCAAGAGAACAGCAAUGGCUUGUGCUGUAAGAUCAAGAAUCGACAAAUGGGACCUCAUGAAAUUGCAAAGCUUCUGUAAGGCAAGAGAGACUGUCAAUAAGACAAAAAGGCCACCAACGGAUUGGGAAAGGAUUUUUACCAAUCCUAUAUCUGAUAGGGGACUAAUAUCCAAUAUAUACAAAGAGCUCAAGAAGUUGGUCUCCAGAAAUUCAAACAACCCCAUUAAAAAAUGGGGUACAGAGCUAAAUAAAUUCUCAACUGAGGAAUACCAAAGGGCUGAGAAGCACCUGAAAAAGAUGUUCAACAUCUUUAAUCAUCAGGGAAAUGCAAAUCAAAACAACCCUGAGAUUCCACCUCACACCAGUCAGAAUAGCUAAGAUCAAAAAUUCAGGUGACAGCAGAUGCUGGCGAGGAUGUGGAGAAAGAGGAACACUCCUCCAUUAAUGGUGGGAUUGCAACCUUGUACAACCACUCUGGAAGUCAGUCUGGCAGUUCCUCAGAAAAUUGGACAUAGUACUACCUGAAGAUCCAUCAAUACCUCUCCUGGGCAUAUACCCAGAAGAUGUUCCAACUGGUAAUGAGGACAUAUGCUCCACUGUGUUCAUAGAAGCCUUAUUUAUAAUAGCCAGAAGCUGGAAAGAACCCAGAUGUCCCUCAACAGAGGAAUGAAUACAGAAAAUAUAGUACAUUUACACAAUGGAGUGCAACUCAGCUAUUAAAAACAAUGAAUUUAUGAAAUUCUUGGGCAAAUGGAUGUAUCUGGAGGAUAUCAUCCUGAGUGAGGUAACCCAAUCCCAAAAGAAGUCACUUGAUCUUCACUCACUGAUAAGUGGAUAUUAGCCCAGAAACUUAGAAUAUGAAGAUACAAUUUGUAAAGCACAAGAAAAUCAAGAAGAAGAAAGAUCAACAUGUGAAUACUUCAUUCCUCCUUAGAAUAGGGAACAAAAUACCCAUGGAAGGAGUUACAUAGACAAUGUUUGGAGCUAACAUGAAAGGAUGGACCAUCCAGAGACUACCCCACCUGGGGAUCCAUCCCAUAAUCAGCCACCAAAUGCAGACACUAUUACAUAUGCCAGCAAGAUUUUGCUGAAAGGACCCUGAUAUAGCUGUCGCUAGUGAGGCUAUGCCAGUGCCUGGCAAACACAGAAGUGGAUGCUCACAGUCAUCUAUUGGAUGGAACACAAGGCUCCCAGUGGAGGAGCUAGAGAAAGUACCCAAGGAUCUGAAGGGGUCUGCAACCCUAUAGGAGGAACAACAAUACAAACUAACCAGUACCCCCAGAGCUCGUGUCUCUAGCUGCAUAUGUAGCAGAAGAUGACCUAGUUGCCCAUCACUGGGAAGAGAGGCCCCUAGGUCUUGCAAACUUUAUAUGCCUCAGUACAGGGGAACGCCAGGGCCAGGAAGCGGGAGUGGGUGGGUAGGUGAGCAGGGUGGGGGGAGGGUAUAGGAUACUUUCUGGAUGGCAUUUGAAAUGUAAAUAAAGAAAAUAUCUAAUAAAAAUAUCAAAAAAUUAUCAAAGCUGGCAUCGGCAUGGAGGGGAAGGAACAUUAAUCAUUGUUGGUGGAAAACAAGUAGGUCCAGCUACUUUGGAAAACAGCAAGGGAGAUCAAUUACAGAUUCCGGAGAGGAGGGUUCUUAACUUCAGACAGAGCUUCCAUCGCAUCCGGCCUUUCUUGGAUAAACAUCUACCUGAAGCAGACUCCACAUAUAAAAGACAUACUUACUAAAGACCAGUGAGGUGACUCAGUCUAUCAUCAAAGCUCUUGCUGUCCAAGCCUGACUCCACAGAGUUGUCCCCUGGCAUGUGUGUACCCACUUACAUAUAUCAAGCACAUGAACAUACAAUGGACUAUUUGUUGUAGUAGUUUUCUUAAUCUCAAUCCAGGGGUUUGUAUCUGCCUUUAAUCAUUCAGUUCUCAGAUAAAAGACACAAAGUUUCUAUAUUUAUGGUAAGCCUGUAAAGCACUAGUGCUGGACAGAUAUCCACCCUCUCUGCUUUUAUGUCGACUUCCCUGCCAGUAACCCUCAUAUAUGACUUGCCAUAUUCCAUCUGGGCUGCUCUUGCUCACACUGGCCAGCCUUCAUGGUUAAUUCUCAUAAUCAUUUAUCCCAUGGUGUCUCUCUUCUCUCCAACCUUUCUCUCUUCUCUUGUGCUCUUCCUCAGACCCCAAGCCCAAGCACUGAAACCCCACCUACCUCUCUUAUACCCAGCUAUAGGCACCCAGCUAUAGGCGGUCAGCAUCUUUCUUCAACCAAUAAUUUUAAAUUAAAGGGCAAGGUCGCAUACCUUCUCAUUCUGAGGGCAACCAGACAUUGGGGACCAGUAUUUACAUUACAAUACAUAGUAAAACAAUCAUCAACAGCUAUUAUUCAGUCACACAGAAGAAUAGGAAUCUCGCCAGUUGCACCAAGCUGAGUAAACGCUCUGGGUAUUACAUUAAGUAAACUAAGCUAAAUGCUCAAAACCAAACCUCGCUUGUUUUUUGUUCACAACAUAAUUUUAAAAUACAAGGAAAGGGGGUGGGGGAGAGCACUUGAAAGGGUUCAUUAUUGCUCUUGAAGAAGAAAAAAAUAGGAGAAUAGCAUGAAAGAAUAGAUGAUAUAAUUAUCUUACUAUGUAUGCAUGUGUGGAAACAUCACAGCAACAUCCAUCAAUUUAUAGUUCACAUAUGUAAAUUAUCAUCAUAAAAAUCUGGCUCGUCAGGUUGUGUCAGGAUGUCUCGACAGGUGAAUGCAGUUGUCUUCGACCUGAGCUUGACCCCCAGAAGCCACAUGGUAGAAGGAGAUAUCCAACUCCUGAAAGGUGCCCUGUGACCCCACAUACCAGCUACAAUGUACACAUAUACAAUAAACAAAUGGGGUAUAGUUCAUUCUUAAAUUGUAAAAUAUAUGUAACAUAUUACUUUGCUCAGCGUAAUUUCACUGGAUUCUUUUAAUUUUAUUUAUUUUAAGCUGCCCAUCAAACCCCAUAGAGCCUCCUGUUCCUACGUACCAGGAAUGAGAUGCCCAGUGUGUUAUCACCACACCCUGUGUGAUGGUCCAUUUUCUGUCAACCUGACCCAAGCCAUAGUCAUGUCAAGUGAGGGAACCUCAGUUGAGAAAAUGCCCUACCAGAUCGAUCUGCAGGCACAGAUGUGGUACAUUUUCCUGACUAAUGGUUAAGGUGGGAGGGCCCUGCUCACCUUGGGCAGUGCCAUCCCUAGACUGCUGGUCUUAGGUGCUAUAAGAAAGCCGGUUAAGUAAAUUUGGAGGGGCAAUCCAGUAAGCAGCACGCCUCCACGGCCUCUGUUUCUGUCCCUGCCUCCAGGUUUCUGGCAUGCUACGGUGCAUAUGGACUGUUGCCUGGAAAUAUAAGUCAAAAUAAAACCCUUUUGUCUCCACCUUGUUUUGGUAUGUGGUGUUUAUCACAAUAGAAACCCUGAGACACCCAACUUUUAUGUGGGUUCUGGAGUCAUACCCAUUGCCUCAUAUUUCCACAACAGGCACUUAUCAAUUUAGCUAUCUCAGCUUCCACACAACCUCUCUCUCUCUCUCUCUCUCUCUCUCUCUCUCUCUCUCUCUCUCUCUCUCUCUCUCUGUGUGUGUGUGUGUGUGUGUGUGUACACUUAUAUAUGGGUUCACGUGUGUGCAGGUGUGAGUGCACACAGAAACCUGAACAAGGCUGUUGCCGUGAAUCUUUCAUUAUCACUAUUCGCCUUAUUCUUUGAAAUGCCAUCUUCUGACUGAACCCAAGAUCACAGGUAGGCCUCUGUACUGGCUGGUUCUGUGUGUCAACUUGACACAAGCUGGAGUUAUCACAGAGAAAGGAUCCUCCUUUGAGGAAAUGCCUCCAUUAGGGAUCAAGAGGGAGAGGGCCAAUCAUGGGUGGUGCCAACCCUGGGCUGGUAGUCUUGGGUUCUAUAAGAAAGCCAGCUGAGCAAGCCAGGGGAAGCAAUCCAGUAAGCAGCAUCCCUCCAUGGCCUCUGCAUCACCUCCUGUCUCCAAGUUCCUGCCCUGUGUGAGUUCCAGGCCUGAUUUCCUUUGGUGAUGAACAGCAAUGUGGAUGUGUAAGCUGAGUAAACCUUGGCCUCCCCAACUUGCUUCUUGGUCAUGAUGCUUGUGCAGGAAUAGAAACCCUGACUAACACAGCCUCCAUGGCUAGCAUUUGCAUGGGAUCUGAAUAUUCAAAUUCCGUACUUCAUGCUUACUAGGCAUGAUUAAUGGGCCAUUUUCCUAGUCCUAACCAAAGUCUCUUUAACACCAAAGCCCACAUCUUCCUACUCCAAGUUCCUAAUGACUUAAUGAGACUCUGUUUAGGUUCAUAGCCCACGUCCACUUCCAGCAAUCUGCUGCUUCUUCCUCUACAGAUGUGUAGGAAGUUUAUCACACUGUCCUGUCCUGGCUGCCUCCAUGGUUCUUUCCCAGAUAAUUGGAUGAUUCAGACAAAAUAUCAGUCAUCUGAAAAAAAAAAAUACCUUUCUCUAGUAGAAACUGAAGCUAUGUUGAGCAUGGCUUUAUUAAGAUUGUCUAAGUCAACUAUUACAUUUCAUAAUAAACUUGGAUAUUCCCAUCUAAUUUCCCUGGACAGAGAAACCUGAAGCUUCAAAAACCUGUACUAGAUACUGCCAGAAACUCAAAUUACAAAAACAUAGUGAAGAUUUCUUAUCUAUGCCAUGCCCCCCCCCGCCCCCGCCCAGUACUUCCCUGGUAUCUCCUUAAUAUAAGUAAGUCAACCAACAAGAGAUCUAUAUACGAUUCUAGAAAAACUGCAGUUGGUCAUGCCACAAGACCCUGCCAAGUUCUCUGAUUGAAAAGUCAGGAGUUUACUACUUAAGUCCUCUUAGGCACUGGCUAAAUGAGGAGGGAGCAUGCAAGGAAGUUGGUGGAAAAAUGCAGUUUUACACUAAUGCUAUAAUAAAAAGUGGAGAUAAAUAAAAUGAUUUCUGACUCCCUAAUUCAGAGGAUUCCCUGGAGGAACCAGUCCUAGCUGUGACACUGAAAAGUUUCAGAGCAAAGUCCAGAUGUGGAACGGAAGAAAGGAGGUAUUAACUCUCCAGAGGCCAGACGUUUCUGGAUCAGGGCAGAAUACAUUGCACUUUGGAACAUGAGGCAAGAAACACAGCUUCAGGCCACUUGCCAGGGCCUCUUAGGUGAAAAAUAUGGGAACAUUCGAAUCCCUGGGGAAGUAGAAGCUUCAGAGUUUGAAAUGAUUUUGGAUGCUGCUGUCGAGGCAAAAUUAGAGACCAAGUUACUGGAAGAUUGGUACUGUCGGGAUGAGAACUCUGUGCCAGCAGCCUAUUACCUCAGACCCAGGCUGGAGGUGCCAAGAAGCAACAAAAACUCAACACAGCCUUCUGCCAGUAGUGAACAGGAGAGGCCAUGGCAAGAAAUAUCGGAUGAAAUCAAAACGAUAUUUAAAGCUGCUGUCAAACUGCUGCAUGAACAGGGGAAAAUGAAGCAAAGUCAGGCUAAGAGGUACCUGUUCUCAGCUAUCGAGGAUGAGUUUGACUUUGCUCUAGGCAAGCAAACUCCAGCCUUCCUGAAGAAGUGUGUUUGCUACAUCAGAAAGAUUGCUAACAUCGAACGCUUCGUGAAAAUCCCAGAGAUGGGGAAAUACAUGGACAUAACCGGAACAGACCCAAGAAUCGUCCGUGACCCAGAAGCUCAAGAGAAGCUGAUAAAACUCAGGGAUGAAUUCAUUCCUACCAUUGUUGCAUCCUCUAAUUUGAGAGUGUACACAUCUGUCACUCACUGUGACAUGAAACUGGGCUAUUCCCAAGAGAUAGAAAACCAUUACAUAGAAGGACUUGGUAAGCAAUUUUAUGAAGACAUGAUUGAUAUAAUUCAGGCAACAGUACAGCAGAACUUUGACACGGAGACUGAUACGCUGUACGAUGAAAUCCUGCAGCACUCCUCACUGUGUAAAACAUAUGCCUCCUUCUAUGAAUACAAAUGUGAAUCACUAAACAUCUUGCAUAAAUACAUCCUUCCAAGCAAAACCGGGCAUAUCAACCCUCUCGUUGUGUAUGGGGGACCAUGCACUGGGAAGACUCUACUGCUAGCUGAAGUAGCAAAAAAGGCUUAUGGCUGGCUACAUGAAGACACAGGGCCAGACUCUGACCCAGUUGUCAUUGUGAGAUUUCUAGGAACAACAGACAUGAGUAUUGAUCUGAGGACACUUCUUCUAAGUGUCUGUGAACAGCUGGCCGUCAACUACCGGUGUCUGGUUCAAAGCUUUCCUAAGAAGAUCCACGACCUUCGUGACUUGUUUAUAAACCUGUUGAAUGAGUCUUCACUGCAGAGACCUCUGGUAAUCAUAUUGGAUGCCCUAGAGCAGCUCUCGGAGGCCGACGAAGCUAGGAAGCUCUGGUGGCUGCCCGCUCAUCUUCCCCGGUUUGUGCGGAUCAUCCUCUCCACACUGCCUAACAAACAUGGGAUCCUGCAGAAACUCCGGUGCCUUAUCCAUGAAGAAGACAACUACAUUGAGCUGAUUCCCCGGGACAGAAAGAUGUGCAGUCAGGUCCUCAAACAUCAGCUGCUGAGGGUCAAAAGGAAGGUCACGUCCGGCCAGCAGAUUUAUGUAAAUAAUGCAUUCUCCAAGUGCACACUGCCUAUGUUUGUGAACCUAACUUUCAGAGAGGUGAGACACUGGAGAUCUCACAAGGAUGUCGAUGAGUCCUCCCUCUGUGUGACUGUCCACGAAAGCAUAGAGCAGUUAUUCUGGUCCUUGGAGAAGAAGUGUGGUCAGAAACUGGUCUCCAGGGCUCUGGGUUACAUCACCAUGGCCAAAAUGGGUUUGAGUGAAAUGGAACUGGAAGAUGUAUUAGCUCUGGACAACAGCGUUAUGAAUGAACUCAAUGAGAACACCAGACCCAGCAAUCCCCUGAGAGUACCUUACCUGUAUAUUGCAAGGCUCAAGGAGGGUCUCAAUGGGUACUUAAUAGAAAGACAUGUGAAGAAUGUCACACUCUUAGUCUGGGCCAACAGACACCUGCAGCUCAUAGCUCAGAAGCUGUACCUGCAAGAAGACAGCAACCUUCGAGAGAUGCACACAAUCCUGGCAGAUUACUUUCUAGGGGUGUGGUCGGGAGGCAGGAGGAAAGCUUUCUGCCUGGAAGACCCCUACUUGAAUGGCUGCCUCGACUUAGAGAACAGAAGUCUGCUUGAGGAAGAAAAGCACUUCAUGGAACAAGCAUCCUUCGACAGGCAGGCCCCCGACCAGCCCUGGGUUUUCCAGUGUAACCCACUAGAGCCCGACAUCUUUUUUGUCAAUCACCGGAAGAUGUCUGAGCUCUUGUAUCAUCUGACCAGGUGUGGGAAAACCGAUGACCUCCUUUAUGGAAUCAUCAUGAACUUCAGCUGGCUUUACACCAUGAUCAAAAUUGGCCAGUUUGACAAAGUGCUUGCCGACAUAGAACUGGCUUACAACUACUCGCAGGAAAAGGAGCUGAAGUUCCUGGCCAGCACACUCCGUAGCAUCAGAAACAAGGUCAUUGCAUUCCCAGGUUCCCUUUCAGCAGAGCUGCAGCAAAGGCUGCUGCCUGUUGUGAGUUCCCUGCCCAAACUCAGACACCUCCUUUUAGAAUGUGACAAAGACGGACCCAAAUACUGCUCCAUCGUUCCUCUCCAUUCAUCCAUGGAUGUGACAUACAGCCCCGAGCGCCUCCCCUUAGCAUCCAGCCACCUGCACGUCACAGAGAUCCUCCCCACCUGUAACCCCAGCACUGUUCUCACAGCUCUGGAAAAUGGUUCCAUCAGCACCUGGGAUGUAGAAACUCGCCAGCUCCUCCGGCAAAUCACUACAGCCCAGUCCGUUAUCCUGGGCAUGAAGCUGAGCAGUGAUGAGAAGUACCUUGUGGUUGCUACGACAAACAACACCUUGCUGAUUUACGACAAUGUCAAUUCCUGUCUCCUGUCUGAGGUGGAAAUCAAAGGGACCAAGCAUGGAAGCGGCUCCACCUACAUCAAUGGAUUUACACUCUCGGUCAAUCAUGCCCUUGCGUGGCUAGAGGCCAGCAAAGAUGUCACUGUCAUUGACCUGCUCUAUGGAUGGCCCCUUUACCAGUUCCACUGCUGGUAUGAGGUGACAUGUGUCCAGUGCUCCCUGGAUGGGGUAUAUGCUUUCUGUGGCCAAUACCUCAAUAACACCACCAUUUUCCACUUAGGGAGUGGAGAAAAAAUAUGUACCGUGACGUCAGAAUUUUCAGGUGGCUUUGUGAAGUUUCUUCUCAUCUUGGACACAGCUCAAGAGAUGGUCAUGGUAGACAGUGAGGGAAGUCUCUCGGUUUGGAACACCGAGGACAUAUCCAACCCCCAGCUGACUGAAGACUUUGACUGUCGGAAGGAAGACAGCGAAGUGGUGAGCAUUGAGCUUUCGGAAGACCAAAGUGCGAUUCUGAUCUGUAAAGCUCUCAGCAUUGAGCUCUUAGACACCGGCAUGUGGAAGGUAGCUGAAAAAUUCCGAGCCAGGCACAACGAACGCUUUGUAUCUGCCGUGCUAUCCAAAAACGGGGACUGUAUCAUCGCAACCAUGGAGAAUACCCCAGCGGUAUUCUUCUGGAGGCGGGACACAGGACAGUGCCUGGCGAGCUUGCAGGAAAGCUCGGGUACCAUCGUUAAGUUGGUAAAAUCCAGUCACCACAAUAUGCUACUGUCUUUGUCAACCAGUGGCGUUCUUUCCAUUUGGGAUAUAGACAUAAUCACAGCUAUGUCCAAUAUCGAUAAAACUGGAAAACCCAUUCAGAGUCUGGUGUUGCCGGCCAGGGGGGAGAUCAUCUACUCUCUCGAUGGCUCCGAUUGUGUACAUAAAUGGAACUUCAGCAGUGGGUUCAUUGAAGCAGUAUUUAAGCAUGAAGGGAUAGUCGAACACUGUGUGUUAACGUCCACUGGGGACCUAAUGGUGACGUCAGAUGACAAAAGCAGCCAGUACGUCUGGCAUACCAGCAGUGGGGAAAACCUCUUCCGAAUUAACGGGCAGAGGAUCUCUCAGCUGCUGAUCACCCACAACGACCAGUUUGUGGUCUCUCUCUGUGAGGAGAACGCCUCCAGGGUUUGGAGGCUGGCCACAGGCCACAGAGUCUGCAACAUCUUGACCACUUUGCAAAAUGCCUUCAUUACCUCUGCAAACACCUUCGUGGUGGGAAUGACGAAAAGCAAAGUGCUGGCAGUCAGUCUCUGGACCGGAAGUAUCACCAAGAAAUUCUGCUGUGAGGAUGGGAUCACCAUUGUGAAUUUCAAGUUGAUCCCCGACUGUCCUGACGUCAUCGUGUUUAUCACGUCAGCCGAGACCGUGAACCUCUGGAGCCUGACUGAUGAAGUGAUUUGUCGGCGUGUGCAGCUUCCAAGCAACUUCUUGAAAAACCUGGAGGAUUUUGAAAUUUCUCCCAAUGGGAAGCUCGGCAUUAUAUCCCGUGGAGAUGAAAAUAUCAAUGUGCUGGAUUUACACAGUGGAAAGCUACGGGUGGUUCACGCCUCUGGAGUCAUCUGGAGGCAGAGGCUCUCUCGAGAUGGUCGCUACCUGGUGUAUAUUUGUUUCCGGAAUGGGGAGGAGGAGGAGGAAAACGAUGCUAUUUCUAGUUUAAUAGUGAUGAGACUGGCUGACGGCAAAAACAUCGGUGCUUGCUCCCUAUACAAAACACCAACUUUCCUUGCACUUUCUCAGAGACACCUGAACAUCAUCGUCGGCUUUGAUGAUGGGAGUAUAGGGAUAUACACAGUUGUGGAUCGUGUAGAUGCUGCGUUGAAGAUCAAAAUUGCCACAUCGAAUAGCAGACAGAUUUUCAACAAUGCAACGCAGACAUCCAGGCCAAAGUCAAACAGCUACUCCUUUAAAGUGUCUGUGGAUUGCUUAUGGCGAGAGUCCACUGAGGUCUUUGCAAGAGACAGCCCCAUCACCGUGAGUGACUCUUCUGAGUCCAACGAGGCAACACCCUCCAAGAAACACAAUUCUUGUUAUGACCGAGUGUGUGCUGCCCUAGAAUCCAGGAGCCACAGCUACACUCCAGAUAACUGACACGAUGUUUAUCCUACUCAACCGAAAUACAUAAUCCAUGUAUGACAGAAGAAAAAAAAAAGCAAAGUGCAUCUUCUGGACACAAAUGAUGAGCUGCUAAUUUCUGGAAUUCUCAGUUUACUAAUAUUCUCACGAAAGGAACAAAACUAUGAGACUUGGGUGCCAUCUUUUUGUCCAAAUGUAUUCGAGAAAAUAGAGAAUGUCCAGAAGAGACGGUAAAAUGGCCAUCUCCCCCAGAAGAGAGCAAAUACAAUCUUUUAAAUUUGCUGUGUAAUAAGAAUCAGCACAAUUCACUACAUGGAUUCAGAUGAGAGAAGCUAGAGGUAGUUAUAGGUAGACCAGUUGGACUAGAAUUAGCUCUACAGAAGCCAGUUGAAAUCGUGAUUGCAGAGGACCGUUUGACUCUGAGUGGGGGGGAUGUGACAGCCAAACGCAGCCUUAAUAUCUCUUUACGUUUCUCGAUCCUGACAACUGUGUAAACGCAAGAGGUCUAAUGGUGCAAAAUUGUGUAAGAAAGGUGUCCAGAUGUGUUUCGGUUUUCCAGGACAGCACACAAAGCAUGUGAGAUGGUGAACGGACCAGGACAAGAACUAACUACCAUUAUCAUAGGGCUACUGAACAUGGAGAGUCAGUCUUCAUCAAAACACAACGACUGCAUGCAAGGGUUUCUGUGCAAUGCGAUGUGUAAUUUUUAAACUGUUUCUCUCGUGGAUUGCAAAAGAAUCCCACUUAAUGAGAAGCCACAGUCCGCUCACGCCUUUUCUUGCGAUGCAUAUUCGUGCUGAGUGUAAAGAGGUAUGGGAAGGGCAUUAUGAGUUUGAUCAAAGCAUCUGUCCGUUUAUUUGUUGUACUUUACCAGAGUCCGCACUCUCCAGUCAGUUGUGGGGGAGCCUAAUGUUUCCCAGACCCCUGCAGUAUCUUAAUAGAAAAGCAAGCUUUUGAAACACACCAUCUCUGAAACGCUGGUGGCACUGCCUUACUCUCAUUCCGCCUCUCUCCUGUGUAAAAUGCAGAUAAACGACCAAAAACUCUGGGACAAACUGAAUAUGCCUGUCUCUGUGCUAAAAUAUCCCAUAGAUCUUAAGGGCAUCCAAAGGUUCCUAUCAUUCCCUGUUUGUAAUCACUUUCUUACUUCCACACACCGUAUGUACACUUCUCUCUCUGUUCCACUUCCAGAUUGAGGACUUUCCCAGUCUUACUGUUUCAAGGCUGAAACUAUGAAAUGGCAUUAAAAAAAAAAAAAAAAGACUUCAUCAAUUUGAUGGCAAAUAUAUCUCAGAAGGUGAAGGUGGUUUUCUUCCUUCCAAGUCCUCCACGUGGCAUGUCCUGGAAGACCUCUCAAGGGGGUCACUGAUAGUAAUUGGUUUGAUUUUCUCUCAAAGUGGAACUUACUUAAAUCAGAACAUUGAACAAAGAACCAGCUUAUUUUCAUCCUGGCUCUGCUUGUGACUCAGCAUGUACCUGUAGUUUGACCUCUAGCCUCACCGAGUUUAUUGCUUUUGUGGACUGCAAAAUGAAGACGGGGAUAGUUUCUGCUGUAGCCUGUUAACCUGGUGGGGAUGCCAGGGAGUGAUAUGAGAAAAACAUUACACAGUGCCAUCUUGAUUGCUGACACGGUAGGAAAAGGGAAAAUUAUCUAAACCCCUAGAGAAUCCAGUUGUAUUCCACUGGUGGAAGGAUUUAACACGUAAGCAUUUGAAGGUGUUGUUCAGAUAGCAACACCCUUCUCCAUGGUGAAACACCUUUGUUCAAUGUAUUCCUCCUAGUUUAGCUACCAACCAGUAAGUGGAAGCCCUUGAAGGGCUAAGAUCUAUAUACACGUGAUCUGGAGUCCAUACUUUCAGCUCUUCAGCCAACACAUUCUUAUUCCUGUUCUUAUCAGUUGAACGUCCAUGCCAUACAUUUCUAAGAACUAAAUGCCUAGGUGGGUUACAUGUAGUGUGUGAGUGUUCUGUGAAAAAAAA